Molecule: messenger RNA, 3041 nt
Organism: Austrofundulus limnaeus
Lineage: Eukaryota; Metazoa; Chordata; Actinopteri; Cyprinodontiformes; Rivulidae
Product: coiled-coil domain-containing protein 177
Exons: 1
Coding region: 569-2278 (569 amino acids)
Source: RefSeq, a predicted model, not a curated record
AUAAAUAAAUAAAUAAAUAAAUAAAUAAAUAAAUAAAUAAAUAAAUAAUCAGUGAUGUAAAAACAGAGGCAGCCAGUAGAGGGCGCUGAAGUCCCGUGCGGCGGUGGGUCCUUUAUGGAUUCAACUUCCGGCUUCCGGUCCUUGUCCGCUACUCUGUUGUCAUGGUAACGAUAAAUGUUGCGGACAUGUGUCUUUAUUUAUUUAAGACGCAUUUAUAAUUAAUUUAUUGGUGUUUUGACAUUUUGUUCACAAACAAAUAAAAGUGUAAAUUUAACAAAAUAUUUUUAUUGUUUUGUUAUGACUCUAAAGAGUUUUUACUAAAGGCAGGUUUCAAAGUGAUAGUUAUUCUACAGCUACAUGAUUAUAAUAUUGUCUCAUUCAUUUGGCUAUUUAUUUACUUCCGGCUAUAUUAAUAUAAAACRUGUUUAACCGUGUUACGGAUAAGUCGUAGCCAUGACUGUUAGAAAAGACAMAGAUAAUCCCUUCCUGAUCUCCUCUCUGAGCUGGACAGACUCUGUAGAUCUGCUCUCCUCCUGAGCAAGUGAAUUUAUCAUCCAGAACUUUUAAGAUGGGGGAGCUGGGGUCCAGUCCUCCCGUUUUCUGCCUGGACCACAAGAACUCGGAGUCGGCCGGAACAGACAGGAUCCGCUCAACGAGUCGAGUCCUGCAGGAGUCCUGCCCCCCGCCACUCGGAAUAAAACCCGUUCAGCUCCUGAUAAAGUCGCUGAACGAUCUGAUUGCGGAGCGGAGGAACGUGACCUGUGAGGCCAUGAGGGUUAUGCACGAAUCCUAUGAAAAAGAAAGAUCGAAGGCUCUGCAAAAGUGCCCCGGCAGGGAGCAGGGGGGGAUUAUUCAGGCGUCUGGGAGCAGGUGGCCAAGAGGUAACGUAGCUGCAAACAUGGAGGCUUCGACAGAAACUAAAGUGAAGGAGCCCACAUCAGACUCGCGGACUCCAGAACCCAACCCGUAUGCUGAUCUGUGCUUUAGAGGGAAGCCGGCCUGCAGGUCCAGGUGCUCUGCUGAAAAGCGAGACCCGGAGAGAAGCACGACCUGCAGCUUGACCCUGGGAGACCUCAGGUGCUCCCCGGCCGCGGAGGCGACGCUGCAAAGGCUCACUGAGGAGAUCAGAAGGAAGACGUGUGUCACGGUGUCAGAGAGGGACCGCAAAAUAGCAGCUCUGGUGCUGGUGAAGCACGAAGAAGAGCAGGAGCGACUGAGGCUCUCGCAGCAGGAGGAGCAAAAGCAACAGGAGGUUCGCAGGCAAGAGGAGGCCCAGCAGGCCCAGGCGGAAAAAGAGAGGAGGAGGAAGCUGAGGCAGAGCAUGAGACUUUGGCACGUGGAGCUGGAGGCCCGCAGCAGGAUGAGGUUGCUUCAGGAGGAGGAGAAAGCAGGGCAGCUGGAGCAGGAGGCGCUCCUCCAGGAGGACCGCUGGAGGAGGCUGAAGGAGGAGGUGGAGGCGCAGCGCAGGGAAAAGCUGGAGGGUGCGCGGAAGGAGGCAGAGGAGCGCAAACGCUACCAGGAGAAGCUGCUGAGAGAGAAGGAGGAGAUGGAGAAGAGGGAGCAGGAGAGGAGGCGACGGGCAGCAGCGGAAAUGGAGGAGAAGGCCUGUAGGAGCAAACUGCUGCGGGAGAAGAGGGAGCAGAGGCGACUGCAGGAGGAGAACCGCAGGGAGCUGCUGCGGCACAUCCUGCUGAGAAAACAUCUGGAGCAGCGGACGGAGGAAGAGGAGGCGCAGACGAGGAGCACGCUGGAGGAGAAGCUGCGGCGCUCCGCCGAGAAGCGAGCUCAGGCCGUGGAGGCCCAGCUCCAGGAGCUGCAGGAGCGCUCCGCUCGGGAGCAGGAGCAGCUCCGGAGAGCGAGGCUGAGGGCCGAACUGCAGAGCGCCCAGCAGCUCGCACACAAACACCUCCUGGUUCAGACGAGCCAGCUCCGCACGCAGCGAGCCUCCCUGAACGCCUCCUCGCUGCUGAGGAGCAGAGCUCAGCAGACACGAGAACACAACCAGCACCGGCAGGUCUGCCACCGGAGACUCCAGGAGGAGAUGCAGAGGGAGGAGGAGGCGACGACGAAGGCCAGAGAGAACUACGUUUCUGCGAAGGAGCGGAGGCGGGAGAGGCUGCUGAGACAGAGAGAACAGCUUCAGGAGGAGGCGCAGAGGCUGACUCGAGCCUCCUUUUACAUGAUGGACGGAGUGAGGCAGCAGACACGCAGUCGAACCUUUGAUCAGAUGGCUCUGGAGGCUCGGCUGACGACCUCCGUAAGACGCAUGAAACUAUGAGAGGAUUAUAAACUUAUUAAUGCAGAACAGGGCUGGGUCACAUGACCGGUUUGGUUGUAAAAAACUUAGACUAAACAUGAAACAUCACGUUCCUGAGCACUGCUUACAAACAAUAAAUGAGCUCUACCUGGUAUUUCCUGCAUAGAAACAGCAUUUUAACAGGUCCUCUUAUAAACACCAAUAAGUACUAUGUUUAUAACUGAGAAAAUGUGAAAUAGCACAGAAAUACCUUUGAAAGUAAAAGUUAUACUCACUGUUGAGUUGUGUUGAAUAGAUGCCAUCUUGAAUUCUGAAUUUUCCCACUUUACAGCUGGGAAUUCCCACUAGARGGACAUUCCAGUUUACAUUUCCGACUUGUAAGUGGGAAAUUCCCACUUCCUAGGCCAUAAAYAAAGAUGCAGUGAAAUGUAGCUUUUACAUGGCAAAUUUUGCUGCUAUUUUUUGAAUCGUGCAGCUUCAUCUAGUGGUGGGAUAUUGUCAUUUUGCGGAUAAAAUAAUCGACAUGCAUUAUGGGAGAUGUAGUUUAUGGUCAGGGCUGGCUUUAAGCAGCUUAUUUUGAGACAUUAUUACAGGACCGUUCAACUAAAUUGCUCAAAGGGCCACAGUUACUCCAAGCUAACAGCCCAGGGGUGUUAUCUUUCACCUUUUAAACUAGUUAAUUUGUUACAAUGAAUUUUAAAUUUGAAGUUUACAAUUGAUUUAAAAUAUAUUUUUAUAUUAAAUUAAGCAAAAAAAAUUUUUUGGCAGACCUGACAGAAGUCAA